AUGGCGAGCUCAAAGACACCAACCCAAUCGCUCGUCCCAGCCAUCCCUGCAACCGAGUUCGCUAUAUCAUACGAUAGUGCCUUUACAGCUGGGGGUUAUGCUCAAGGUCUCGCGCCCCAAGAAUUGAAGACGCUCUCGCAUGUCAACUGCUCGUAUCUGUCGGGAAGCAGGGCGCCCACUUUGUUCGAACUUAAGCAGCAUGCGCAAUCUCUCGCCAUUCUCAUCCGCAGAGUAUCACUAUCAACGACUUUCGGCGUGAUCGAUAACGAGAAUUACCGCAAGGAUGUUUGUGCCCCGCGGUUCGAUGAGAACGAAGCGUUCGACUGGUUGAAUGAUCUGUCGGCGCCGUACGCCAACGAUGACGAGCACCACAACCGACCACUUUGGGCUCUUCACAACCACGUGGCAUCCGAGUCCGAGCGGCAUGGUGCAGAACACCACUGUCCCCUCGCUACAUGCCACGAAUCAGCCAAGGAUGACAGAAAAUCACCUGAACCUCAGCCCCAAGUGUCGUACGCUCACCUGACCCAGCACGCGAACCAGUGCCUCAGCAUUCUGGAUCAUGACCUGGCGGGCAAGGGCGGCAUAAUGGCACUGGUACCUGAGGUCAACUCCGUGGGCUUCCAAGACUUUGAGAAUACCCUGGUAGGGCAGCUACUACUCCGAGAAGAAAAGUCCGCCGAAAGGAUACUGCAGUUGGAGUAUCUCUAUGCGCAAGCCUUGGAUGCUCUAACUCCCGCGGCCUUUGCGCCCUUGCAAGUGAGGAGCGUGGACAAAUCUCGCGAUUCAGAACAGUAUGAAAGGGAGGCCCAGCGCAAAUUUGUCCUGGUCAACGUGACGGAAGAUAUGGAGCGAGUGAUCCAUGGGCUGUUUGACGAGGCGGAGCGGAAGCAUAUCGGAACAGAAGCUCGGGCAUCCCUGAAUGGUGUAAGCGGGCGAUCUGUCGACGCCGCCGCCCACAGCCCGGCACUGAUCAAACUUGACAUGCUCUCUCGGCUGUAUCGUGUCAAGGGGGCUGGGUCGGACAGCGCCAUCUUCCUCCUCCCCGCGUUGAAGCACCAUCCUGGCACCCGGGACACUUUGGCAUUGGAAAGCACACCCCGGGUUGUGACUGUGCCAGAGCCACACGAGACUGUGCAUCGCGCCACGAAGCUGGAGCAGAUGCGACGCGCGGAGAGAGCUCAUUGGCAAGAGGAGCGCAAGAAGCUGACUGCCCAAGCAGGGACUGUAGAACCAAGCGAGGUGAUGUUUACUUAG
This is a messenger RNA of Emericellopsis cladophorae, 1257 nucleotides long. RefSeq lists its product as uncharacterized. Bases 1 to 1257 code for a protein of 418 amino acids. The transcript has a single exon. The record is from RefSeq and is a predicted model, not a curated record. NCBI's taxonomy places the organism in Eukaryota, Fungi, Ascomycota, Sordariomycetes, Hypocreales, Bionectriaceae.